This is a messenger RNA of Petromyzon marinus (sea lamprey), 10567 nucleotides long. The record is from RefSeq and is a predicted model, not a curated record. Lineage: Eukaryota; Metazoa; Chordata; Hyperoartia; Petromyzontiformes; Petromyzontidae.
CUGCGUGUCCGCCUUUGUCUCUGCGUGGUUGUUCUAUUCUUGUGUCUGUGUGCUUCCGUCCUCGUCUCUCUGUGUCUCGUCGGCGUGGCCGUCUUUUGUCUCAGUAUUUGUCCUUCUGUGGUGUUUUCCGUCUCCACGUUGUCUCGAUCCGGGUGUCUGCGAGCGUUUGUCCACGUGUUCUCUUUCCGUGUCACUUUCUCUUGUCCCGUAUUUCUCGUUCACUGGCUCUUUUAAGUCGUCUCGCAGUCUCUUUGGCCUCCAAAUCGUGGUCUCAUUAGGGCUAAAAUGUGGUCUCAUUAGGGCCCUGUGUUCCUUGGGCACUCGCUUGCUCCCAUCACGUCCCAUUGUCCACACGCCUCUCCAGUCCCCUGUUGUGUCCAUUUGUCCACCUCCCUCCCCGUGUCUUCAAAGCCUCGUUUCAUUGUCUCUUUGGCCUCCAAAUCGUGGUCUCAUCGGGGCCCUGUGUUCCUUGGGCACUCGUUUCUCCAGUCCCCUGUUGUAUCCAUUUGUCCACCUCCCUCCCCAUGUCUUCAAAUCCCCUUUUUUGUCCCUUCGGGCUCGCUUAUCAUCUCGCCCUCUCGAUGUCUGCAUCUGGUUGGCCAGGAAGGGGGGGGGGGUGUCGUCGAGUGUGGUGGACGGAUGGUGUUCAUCAGGGUGGACUAGACGAAGUCCUGGCUUUGGUUGAGUCAGGCUGGGUUCACUGAGUCAGGUUGAGUCAGGUUGGGUUCAAUGAGUCAGGCUUGGUUGAGUGAGUCAGGUUGAGGUUGAGUUUAGUGAGUCAGGCUGAGUUGAGUGAGUCAGGCAGGGUUGAGUGAGUCAGGCUGGGUUGAGCGAGUCAGGCUGGGUUGAGCGAGUCAGGCUGGGUUGAGCGAGUCAGGCUGGGUUGAGCGAGUCAGGCUGGGUUGAGCGAGUCAGGCUGGGUUGAGCGAGUCAGGCUGGGCUGAGUGUGUGAGGCUGGGUUGAGCGAGUCAGGCUGGGUUGAGUGAGUCAUGCUGGGUUGAGUGAGUCAGGCUGGGUUGAGUGAGUGAGGCUGGGUUGAGUAAGUCAUGCUGGGUUGAGUGAGUCACGCUGGGUUGAGUGAGUCACGCUGGGUUGAGUGAGGCCCAACCGGCCGUGAGGUGGCCUGUGGACGGCAUCGCAUAAAUGGGUUUCUCAUGAAUCCCACGGAGAUAUUUGAGCGCUAGUCCCUCGGCCGAGGCAAAACUCCUUAGUUCGUGGAAUUGGCCAGACGGCCCGAUGUAUCGGAAUCGUCCCCACAAUGGUACUGAGGAUUUUCUGAAUUGCCGAAGGGCACGUUAUUCUUGUUAUUCGUGUUAGGCCCAUUCCACGUGAAGCAAUGGCCAGCCCUCCUGGAUUUGCAGAUCUGGGGUCGCCUUGUUGUUGUUCGUCGUCGUUCGUCCGUUGCUGGUUGUUGGUGGCGCCCUCUGGCGGCUCGGCGUGGUUGCUGGCCACCCACCCCCUGUCGUGUGCUCGUGCCGGGCCUUCAUAGCUGCUACUAGCUAACAGCAUUUGCCCCCAACAGUCUGUUAAGGCUAUACGGGGCACCUUUGUCUGGCGUCGACGGUGUGGUGGUACAGGUGCAGGCGUUGUAGCCGCAGUUUUUACCCCAGCGGGUGUGGUGGGUGGCACGCCCGAGGCGAGGGCCGGUGGACCAUGUAGUGAUUUGAGGAACUCCCCAACUUCGAGAAGAUUGCACUUGGAGCGAGCCGGGUCCAUGAACCCUACCUGUGCGGAAUUUUUUUGGGUUAUGCGUCUCGUACGCGCCGCGGCGGGCAUUCUCCGGGUUCCUGGUUUGCUGCCGCACGCAAACUCUGAUCUGCUGGGGAAUUUGACCAAACAGUCGAAAUGUUCAGAGUUUCCGCUCACAAUCGGUAAGAUUGCAAGAGUACAGUAUUUAUAAAUGUCAGUGUUAUGAUCAGACUAGACGGAAUCGGAUACUGAGACUCAUCUUCUCCACCUCGCCACUUAAACAUCGUAAAGGAAAAGUGGCAAAGAAUGCUUUAUUUUUGUUUUUUAAAUACACGAUCCAAGCAAGUGCAGUCUGUAGGUUAGCCCAAGCCAACUAGCCAGCGAGCACUACUAGCCCUCCCACUGACCCUAACCAACUGGCCAACCAGCCACUAGUAACUAACCCUCCCAUUGAUCUUAUCCCAACUUCAAGCAGCUCAAUGCAAAGGUCCCUUUUCGUCUUCUUGGUUCUUUCGGUAAAGUCACGUAGAAUGAGAAUGAAACAAUAAAACAAAAUAAGACAAUAAAAUUCUGUUCGCGUUUCAGUGUUGACGUUCACAGUGCCACAGGGGGUAACUUCGCCACCCACCAGCUCCCCACUAUAAAUCAUUGCCCACCUCCUGAAAAUUGUGCAUUCAGUAGUAGCUAUCUCCUUGCCUGCGUAGAGUGGCCAGCGUGAUCUCAUAUUUCCUGGCGCUCAGGCUUGCUGUGUCCACGUUUCGCUCGUCCUGUGUUCAAAAAUGCUGCCCUUCAGCUCUAAGCACCUUUGGUCCCUGCUGAACCACGUGGGCUUUCAGGCGGUCUGUGCCGAGCGUUGACCGUCGUCCCCCCUCGCGUGUGGAUUUUCUCCAGCUUCUCCGGUUUCUGCCCCCCCCCCCCGCGCAAAGCCAAGCUGCUCAUGAACACAAUGCGUCAAAACUAAACGAUGCAGCAGGGGUCUUCUUGUGCAAGAUAUUCUUGAUAGUCGGUGAGGAUUUGGAGAUGUAAUGACACCACGUGCAGUGGAUUCAAAACAUGAAAUCGUGAUGAUAGUCUUUACAUUUUUCCCUGAGGCAAUGCUUAACUCUCAUUUACAGCCCUUAACCCGUGGCAGAAAUUCCACAUUCCUAUGGCGGGGGCUAUUCUAUACAUCCCAUGGCGGAGGCUAUUUUAUUCCUCUCCAAGUGGUACUUAUUUUUACUACCCCGGAGGGGUGAUGGGCCAAUUCACCCCCCCCCCCCGACCCAAACAGGAUAUGAACGCGCAACCUUUCAGUUGCGAGCCGCUCGCUCUGCCUCCGAGCGACCUGGCCAAUGAUGAACUCGGGGGGGCAUUAUUGCCGUUAUAAUAAUAAUAAAGAUGUGUGUGGAAGAGAAGGUUGGUUUGAAGCGCGGUGUAUUCAACAACAAAUUAGCGCCCUCAUGGUGAACCAAGUGAAGACAUUGCCGCGUUGUGACUGCCGAUGAUUGCCCUUGUUUUUCCCGACCGUUACUUUGCGUUGAUGUGUGGCGUCGCGUAGGUUCCAGAGGUGUUCUGGGCGCCCCAUUCACACGUGAAGCCGUAGGGCAGAGGCAGAGACGCUGCUGCGCUUGGUACCAAAGCGACAGGGGGGGGGGGGGUUGGUAGUGAGAGUGGUGGACAGUGGUGGGCGACAGUGCUCGCUCGCUCGAGCAGGCCGCGGUGCUCGCGAAGGCUGGGGCUCGCGCCCUUGCGGGCGGUCGUGCGUGCUGUGUACACGGCGCCCCUUGGCGCUGACCUUGGGACGUAAACCGAUGUGCGCGUCGUGCAGUCAGUGUGGCCUAAUCUGUCAACAGUUCCCCGUGCGCAGCGCCACUUGGCGCCAUGUAGACUUAUCCAGGUUCGAGCUUGGCACCGCACGGCCGUUUGGCAGAUUUUUGUCAUUUUCUCGCAUUUCCGCUGCGCCAUGGAGGGGUUUGUUCUGGCUCGUCAUGUGUGAUUUGUAAACGCCGAGUGGCGGGGCAGUGGGUUGACGUAACAGCUGUGUCGAUUCUCUUUUUAAUCUCUGUGCGCUCGUGGCUUUUGGCGCUGCCGGUUUUGGCGCACGGCGCCGUGCGGGUGGCGGCCCUGCUGCUGACGGUGUCGUGUUUAUCUCUUCUCUGCAGUUGUUGAGAGAAUUUCUUUAGGUUGGCUGGCAGCGUCAGCCAGCAAAGGAGCAUUCCUCCCCCGUCGCACGCGCCCCGUGCUCUCGUGGCCUCGUGCUCUCGCAGGUGUGCGAGACGACUGGCAGGCCGGGCGGGCGCGUGAGAGACAGAGCGCCAUGGCGGUGGUGAUUCGCCUUCAGGGCUUGCCCAUGGUGGCCGGCACGAUGGACAUCCGCCAGUUCUUCUCGGGGCUCAGCAUCCCGGACGGCGGCGUGCACAUCGUAGGCGGCGAGCAGGGCGAGGCCUUCAUCAUGUUCGCCACGGACGAGGACGCGCGCCUCGGCAUGAUGCGCAACGGCGGCUCCAUCAAGACCUCCAAGAUCUCGUUGCUGCUCAGCAGCAAGAGCGAGAUGCAGAAUGUGAUUGAGCAGAGUCGGCGCCGAUACGAAGUGGGCAGCUCGGUGGGGGGUAGUGACCCAGGUCCCGGCGGCGGGCGGCCCGUCGGUGGUGGUGGUGGUGGUGGCGGCGGCGGUGGGGGGGGUGGGGGUGGCGGGGGAGGAGGAAUGUCCCGCGUGGGCACUGUGACGCCUCCGCAGUCCGUUAUGGGCUCUGCCAUGCCCCCCCCGGGGGUUGGGGUGGGAGGGGGCCCCCCUCCCCCAAUGACGGACAAAGCAGUGAACCCCAGCAUGCCAGGGGGUGUUAUGGGUGCCAACAUGCCGCCCCCUAACCAGUCGCCAUUCUCGGCCCCGUCAGGUUUCAAUGUUCCCCCCCCUCCGCUACCCCCUGGGCCCCCGUUUCCCCCCGCCCCCUUUAUGCCCUCUCUCCCUCCUCCCAUGUCGAACAGGCCCCCACCCCCCAUGUCCAGCGGGCCUCCUCCCAUGCCUCCCAUGGCCCCCCUGGGGGGCGACGGCAUUAGCCGCAAAGUGAACGGCUCCGGCAUGGCCACGGGCGGCUCCGCGAUGUCAAGUGGCACCGGCGGUACCGGCUACGGCUUGGGUUCAUCGUCAGGUUCCGGCUAUGGCAUGGGGUCAUCAUCGUCAGGUUCCGGCUAUGGCAUAGGGUCAUCGUCGUCAUCUUCCGGCUACGGCUUUGGGUCAUCAGGUUCCGGCUACGGCUUAGGUUCAGCAUCGAGUUCCGGAUAUGGCACAGGGUCCUCCUCGGGCUCCGGUUACGGUGCUAGUGGCUCGGGCAGCUCCGGGUUCAACAUGGGCGGUGGCCCACUAUCGCUGGGAGCCAUGCCCAUGAGUGGCACCGGCGGUCCCGAUGGCCCAGGCUCACGCUAUGGGGAUGGGCCCAGUAAAGGCUUUGGGGUGUCCGGAGGUGGCACCGGUUACGCGGGAGGAGGACUCUAUGGGUCCUCGGGUUUCUCCCACUCCGGCGCUGGUGGUUCCUCCGGCUCAUCCAGUAGUGGCUAUAGCAAGGGCUCUAGCUUCAGUGGAGGAGCCUCUGGCGGUGGCUCCAUGGCCUACGGCAGCUCGGGCCUCGGUGGGUCGCCCAUGGGCUUUAGCAGCUCUGGGCAAAAUGACCCCAACCUGAAUCUUGGUGCUGGCAGUUCCAGCAGUAAUCGCAGUCAUUCAGGUAUGGGUCCUGGCGGUCCUGGUCUGGGUUCCAGUAUGGGUCCUGGCAUGGGCCUUGGUGGUUCUGGUUUAGGACCGAGUGGACCAUCUAUGGGUUCCAGUAUGGGCCCAGGUGGUCCUGGUAUGAGUUCCAAUAUGGGUUCCAGCAUGGGCUCUGGUAGUCAUGGCAUGGGCCUUGGUGGUUCUAGUAUAGGCCCUGGUGGUCAUGGGGUUGGCCACGGUGGUUCCAGUUUGCGUCCUGGUGGUUCUGAUAUGAGCUUUGGUGGUACAAAUACAGGUCCUAGUGGCUCUAUGAACCUCGGUGGUUCCAGUACAGGUCCUGGUGGUCCUGGUAUGGGUUCUGGUAUGGGUUCCGGUAUGGGUUCCAGUAUGGGUUCUGGUAUGAGUUCCGGUGGUACUAGCAUGGGAUCCAGUUUGGGUUCUGGUGGUCCUGGUCUGAGCCUUGGUGCUUCUGGUUUGGGUCCAGGUAUGCGACCUGGCAUGAGUCUUAGUGAUUCUGGAAUGGGGCGCAGUGGUUCUAGUAUGGAUCGUAGUUUUUCUGGAAUGGGCCCUGGUGGUCUGAGUAUGGGCCCUGGUGGACCUGGAAUGGGUUCUAGUAUGGGCCCGGGUGGUUCCAGAAUGGGCUCGGGUGGUUCCAGUAUGGGCCCGGGCGGUUCCAGUAUGGGCCCGGGCGGUUCUAGUAUGGGCCCGGGCGGUUCCAGUAUGGGCCCGGGCGGUUCCAGUAUGGGCCCGGGCGGUUCUAGUAUGGGCCCGGGCGGUUCCAGUAUGGGCCCGGGCGGUUCCAGUAUGGGCCCGGGCGGUUCCAGUAUGGGCCCGGGCGGUUCCAGUAUGGGCCCGGGCGGUUCCAGUAUGGGCCCGGGCGGUUCCAGUAUGGGCCCGGGCGGUUCCAGUAUGGGCCCUGGUCGUUCCAAUAUGGGCCCUGGUGGGUCCAAUAUGGGCCCUGGUGGGUCCAAUAUGGGCCCUGGUGGGUCCAAUAUGGGCCCUGGUGGGUCCAAUAUGGGCCCUGGUGGGUCCAAUAUGGGCCCUGGUGGGUCCAAUAUGGGCCCUGGUGGGUCCCAUAUGGGUCCUGGUGGGUCCCAUAUGGGCCCCGGCGGGUCCAAUAUGGGCCCCGGCGGGUCCUAUAUGGGCCCCGGCGGGUCCAAUAUGGGCCCCGGCGGGUCCAAUAUGGGCCCCGGUGGGUCCAAUAUGGGCCCCGGUGGUUCCGGCAUGGGCCCUGGUGGUUCCGGCAUUGGCCCUGGUGGUUCUGGCAUGGGCCCUGGUGGUUCCGGCAUGGGCCCUGCUGGUUCCGGCAUGGGCCCUGGUGGUUCCGGCAUGGGUUCUGGUGGUCCCGGCAUGAGCCGUAGUGGUUCCAGUUUUGGUCCUGGUGGCUCAGGUUUGGGUUCUGGCUUACCCAGCAUGAGUCGUAGUGGACCCCCCGGCUUAAAUCAAGGUGGCUCGAAUAUGGGUUAUAGUGGAUUUAACAUAGACACCAGUGACAAGGGUCUACGAGGUUCGAGCAUGGGAUUCGGUAACUCUCCUUCGAGUAGUGGUCUUAGUUUAGGUCACGGUGGCUCUCCUUCCACUGGUGGGUCCAGCAUGGGUUUUGGAAGUUCCUCUUUGGGCAGUGGCAGUUCGAUGAGUCAGGUUGGACCCAGCAGGAAUUACAAUUCCAGCUCAGCCCCGAGCGGCCCGGGCUUGGGUCAAGGCAUCUCCGGCAUGGGUUUCUCUAGUUCUCUUAGCAGCGGCCCUGUUAUGGGACAGAGGCUUCCUACGAUGGGUGGCUCGGCUGUUGGUGGUGGCGGUGGUGGUGCAGGCGUUGGCUUCGGUGGCUCCGUGCAGAACACAGGCCCUAGUAUGGGAUUCCACGGUUCUUCUAUGGGCAGUCCGAGCGGUGGGCUGGGCAGCUCCGGCCAUUCUGGAGGCAGGCCGGCUGCGAAUCAUGGCGGCAGCGGCCGCGUAUCUCGCUUUGAGGACAACUUGCCCAGCCCCGUCGGGGGAUUCUCCGGCCCGGGGCGAGGGCCUGGAUCGGCACCGUCCCUCCUAAGGCCCAGCCUGGAGCCGCCGCCCGUCAGGGGCCUUCCUUCCACCGGUGUUCCUGGCUCUUCACUAGGCCAGCCCAUGCCUCCCGGCGCUGCAGGGGCGCUGUUUGGCGAUCCGCGUUUCGCCGGCCCCGGCCCGGCCUACGGCUGUGGAGAGCAGGGGUCCGGCUUCCCUUUCUCGGCCAGAGGUGGCCAAGGAGGCGGCGCCAGCUUGGCGAAUUUGUCAGACGGUGGCCGCGGCAGCAGAUUAAUGUCUGGCAAUGACGGGGUGGGCACACUGAGCCCCUUGCCUCCGAUAAAUGCGGACGACCUUUACGUGCGUCUCGUGGGGCUGCCCUUCUGGGUCACCAGGCAGCACGUGCUCGACUUCUUCGCGGGUCUGGCGGUGGACGGCGUGGUGCUCGGGCACGACGGGGACUCAUUCCGCUCCACGGGAGACGGCUUCGUCAAGUUCCACCGCACACGCGACGCAAUCGAGGGCAUGAAGCGGCACCAGCAGCGCAUGGUGAACAAGCCCGUGGAGGUGCACCCGGCGACCGAGCGCGAGUGGCUGUGCGCCGCCAAGAACUUUGGCGGGCCCGAGCCGCCGCAGAAGGAGGCGCAGGCGGGAACACAGGCCCCGUUGCUGCACCUGCCGAUGGGCCGCGAGCACAAGCGCCCGUGCUCGCAGUCGCCGUCCCACUCCCCCAAGAAGGGGCGCUCGCGUUCCCCGUGCAGGGAUCGCUCCCCCUCGCCCGACGAGCACGGGCUCUGCGUGCAGAUCCGAGGCUUCCCCUUGAACGCCGACAAGUUCACGGUGCUCAAGUUCCUCGGCCGGCAGGAGAUUCGGGAAGAGAGCCUCAUCCUGGUGCCUGAGGGCGGCACGGUGAAGGCGUGCGUGGAGUGCAAAUCUGACUACGACAUGCGCUCUAUCUUGCGUCGCGACAAGUCGUACGUGGGCAACAAUUUCCUGACCGUGCGGCCCAUCCAGAAGUGGUUCCUUGAGAGGCUCCACGGGGAGAAGAUGAAGGAGAAGGGCGGUGGUGGUGGUGGUGGUGGUGGCGGCGGUGGCGGCGGCGGCGAACGCCUAGAACCCAAGAAGCCCGAGCCGGUCCCGAGCGAGACCAGCAUGUGCUACUACCUGCACCUGAGCAAUAUCCCCUGCAGUGCCACCAAGGACGACCUGAUGUGUUUCUUCAAAGGGCACGAUCUGUCGGAUGAGGGCAUUCAGAUUCUGCGCAACAAGAACGGAGAGACCAUUGGGCAGGCCAUGCUGCAGUUCCGCAGCAUGGAGGCAGCCGGCAAGGCCACAUCUCUCAACCGCAGCCUGAUUGGGGGCCGGGAGGCCAUCAUCAGGGUGGUGAGCCACGCCGAGAUGCUGGCCAUAAAGGCAAACCCUGGCAGCGAGGGGAAGGCGGCAGGGCCGGAAAAGCAGCAGGAGGGACAGGGACCCGACAGAAAGCCCGGGACAGCUGCCGCUGUCGGACCCGGGGGAUUCCCAGACAGAGGAUUUUUCCCAGGGGGCCCCAGACCCCCCAUGACUGGACCCCCUCCAUUCUGCGGCCCUAAUUUCCGGGGUCCCCCUCCUCCGCUCCCUCCCUUCAUGUCAAGACCUCCUCUUUUCCCACCCGGCGAUAGUGCGGGCGUAUUUGGCAAAAACUUUGGCGGGCCACUCGGCGGGGGUGGUGGCGGUGGAGGUGGUGGGGGCGGCGGUGGGGGCGGCGGUGGCGGCGGCGGCGGCAACAGUGGCAGUAAUGUGAACUUAUCAGAAGGCUUUGCUGGCAGUCACGGGGGAGCCCCGUUCUGCAAGGCGGGCCAGGAUGCGGGGCCGCCAGAUAGGCCCAGUGGCCCUGGCAUGGGCGGGGUCCCCCAGCCUCGUGGCAUCGUGAGACUCAAGAACCUCCCGCGCGUCGUGAACCAGAGUGAGAUCCUGGACUUCUUCUAUGGCUACCGCGUGAUCCCUGAAUCGGUGAACAUGCAGGUGCCGGGAAGUGCUCUCGUCUCCUUUGAGACGACCGGCGAGGCCAUGGCAGCCGUAAAGGAGUUGAACGAGCGGCCGAUCGGCGUCCGCAAGGUGCGGCUCUGUCUGGUGUAGUCGGCAUCUCCGUCCCACCGCCGCCACCCCGCAGCAGGGGGAGCAGGGGCAACAGGGGCGUGCGAGGUGUCGCCACAGCAACCGUCAAAGCAAUUGCUUGUCCCCCCCCCGCCCCCCUGCAGUAUGGAAGUGGGGGAAGCCUGCCGCUCACCGUGGGGUUAAUUAAUUCUGCCUGCGUUCCACGCGUAAUAAUAUCAUAGGUUUGCAAUUAUGAUGAGCAUUGGUCAAGGUGAGCGAUGCGGGAUUUGUAUAAGCAUGGAGUCUUCUGAGUCUUUUUCUUUUCUCCUUGUAUUUUUGAGAGCUGCCGAGUUGGGUGGUUUUGGCCAUUGUUGGGCGCUCGUGCCGAUGGCUGCAGCGUUUGGGUCUCUGGUGGUCGCCAGUGUAGCCAGGACCUACUGGCAGGAUAGCGCCGGCGAGAUAGUUGAGCGAUGUGUGCAGCGUGAGGGCGUGUUUGGACCGUUAUGUCCACGGUGCUGGGAGCACCGUACCCUGUGUGUGUGUCCCCCCCUCCCCAUUGCCCUCUUCCACCCCCCCCCUCACCCUGUCACGUCUUACCUGUUCCACGGAUAUUUUGUGGCCGUUUUGUAUGUAUGUUGAACUUCUUUCGCACCGUAUGUAGCCAACCGUGCUCAUCGGAGGUGCGGGGAAUUGAAGGUGCGGGGGAAUCGGAGAUUCUCUUCGUACAGCUGUGAGUGGAGGUUGUGUGUGUGUGUGUGCAUUGAAAAGUGCAGUGUGGAUGCCUUGUGGUCUGCCAUGAGUCCUGGUCAUUGGAUCAUCUUGCGAAAGUCUUAAUGUGGAUAAACACGGAUGUCCUUGGCGUUUUAUAUGAAUCUGCAGUGUGCUUCUGACGGUUUUCGAGUGUUGACGUGUUGCCAUGUGUGAGGUGGCCCUGCAGCGGACGUACGUGCGUGUGUGCGUGUGUACGUGCGUGCGAGUGCGUGCGUUGGGCAAAGACAGAGCGGCAGUGGGGGAGCGAUAGUGUAGCGGUUCGCGCGCUGCGCUACGAACCCAAUGACCCGAGUUCAAUUCCCGCUCACGGGCCAACACGAGUGACGAUUAUCUGAACCGGUCCUGGGACUCCCCGAGGUC